AUGACGCCUGCUGACACAACGGAACAAACGACUGCCAAGCUGAUCGUGGCUGUGGAUCGCGUCCAAGCCGAUUCCACACAGGUGCGCCGCGACUUGGCUGCCAUUCGAAGCCAGCUCAAUGCUCUCGAUGACUCGAUCCGUACAGCAGCAAAAGGUCCCUUGAACGAGGUUGCUAGAUUGAAGCAACAGAUGGCAGUGCUGGAAGCUUCGAACAAGGUUACCACUCAGGCUAACAUUGCUCUGAAGGCUGAAAACGAGAAGCUCGUCAUUGACAACGAGAGGGCGAGGAACCUCAUCAGUUUUUUGAAGCAGAUGAAAGGGGGUCCAUCGGCUGUCCUGGACAUGCCGACUGUUCGACAAGCCACAUCUAGGACGACUGUCGCCCAGGAUGACGCUCAGGAUGACGCUGAACUCGUCCCCGAGGAACCCUGA
This is a messenger RNA of Pseudozyma hubeiensis SY62, 432 nucleotides long. RefSeq lists its product as hypothetical. The record is from RefSeq and is a predicted model, not a curated record. Bases 1 to 432 code for a protein of 143 amino acids. The transcript has a single exon. NCBI's taxonomy places the organism in Eukaryota, Fungi, Basidiomycota, Ustilaginomycetes, Ustilaginales, Ustilaginaceae.